Messenger RNA from Mus musculus (house mouse), 761 nucleotides. RefSeq names its product coiled-coil domain containing 153 (gene Drc12). The record is from RefSeq and is marked validated. NCBI's taxonomy places the organism in Eukaryota, Metazoa, Chordata, Mammalia, Rodentia, Muridae. The transcript is spliced from 7 exons. The coding region runs from base 74 to 703 and encodes 209 amino acids.
AUGUCAUUUCCCAGGGAGACACCACACAAGCAACAGAAAGUCUUGCAGGUCUUCCCUUCGUCAGGACAGCGGGAUGCCACCUAAAACCAAAGGAAGGGGGAGAAAAGCUGAGGCACGGAAGAAGAAAAAGAAUUCAAGUCCUGGUGUGGAGGCUGAGGCCAAGCACAGGCUGGUGCUGCUCGAGAAGGAGCUGCUUCAGGACCGCUUGGCUCUACAGAGGGAAGAGGCUCGCCGAGCCAAGGCUUCUGAAGACAGGCUGAAGCAGAGGUUACAAGGGCUAGAAGCUGAACUGGAAAGAACCCAAAGUGAAGGGAAGGCCAUAUAUGCAGAGAUGAGCCGCCAGCGGCAGGCCCUAAAGGAGGAGCUGGGGACCCGAAGCAAACAGCUGGAGGAGGAAGUGAGAAGUCUAAAGGAGCAGCUAGAAACAUGCCAAAGGGAGGCUAAGACAGCGAAGGAAGAGGCUGAGCGAGCCCUCAGAAAGCAAGAUGGAACCUUGGCUCAGCUUCAUGCCCACGUGGCAGACAUGGAGGCCAAAUAUGAGGAAAUCUUGCAUCUGAAAGCUGGGUGUUCACAGGACAACCUGGACUGUCUACUGGCCAAGCUGAGAGUGGUCAAGCCUCACUGGGAUGCAAAUGUGCUGAGACUCCACACCAGACUCAAGGAGCAACUGCGGCAAUUUGGUCUCAACCCCCUGGAUCUUUGAAACCGCUGGCCUCUAAUCCCUAAGCCCUAUCAAUAAAGCAACUUGAUGUAGAAUUCAA